AUGUUCUAUACAAUUAUUGGAAUCACUCUUUUAUUCCUAAAUCCAUGCCAGACUCUGUUUUUAAAUGAAGGCAAGGAUAUCACUCACACAGGUGACUCAACCAAGUCCUUUGGAUAUAAAGCAGGGCUGUUCAGUAUCAAUCCAAAAUCAAUCAGCAAGGUUCCCAAGCUAGGGAAGAAAGAGGCAGAAGGAAUUUUUCAGGAUUAUACCCAAGCAGAAAAAUCUUUUUUCUUUAUUGGUGCUGAUGGGACAAUCAAGCCACAUGAUGGGGAUAAUAGUGUUAAACACAAGCAGAGGGUCAUUAAAGUUUUGACAGAGCUUUCUGCUAAUCUCAAUAAUCAAGUUUGGCUAGUAACCUCAAAGGAAGUAUCAGAACUUGAAACUACCUAUGGUAAAAUUCCUGGGCUAAAUCUAGCUGAUAUAAGCAAUACAAAGCAGCUGCUGAAGGCUAAAUUAUUGGAAAUUAGUUCCAAUCUUAACGUAGCUGGUAGAAUGAAUGAUGAAGAGUUUUAUAGGCUACCUUACAUACAUUAUUAUGAAGAUGAUAAUAAGGAAAAAAUAAAUAUGGAAAUGAACCAGAUGAGAGAAGCACUGCAAGAGGCUAUCAAAAACAAUCAAAUAUUUGAAGAUUUUGAAGUAGAAUUUAUAGAUCAAGGAGACAAGUUUGAAUUGUCCUUGCAACACAAAGUUUACAGUAACAUGGGAUUGAUACCUGCAAUGGUUCUCCAAAAAGGAGCACAUGAUUUUGCAUUGUCUGUGGGUGACAUGGAUAUGGAAGAGAAGAUGCACAAGGUACUCAGAACAGCUGGUUGCCAUGCUAUUAUUGUGAAAGAGGAAGAAUCAAUAGUUGGGAAAUUUGCCAAAUGUUUUCAAUAUCCUGAGGAAUUUGACUUCAAAUCAGGAUCUAUGUGGAAAUCAUAUGCUUCAUACAGACUGGAUAAUCAUGAAAAGGCUAUCAGAUUUCUUGAAUCAUUGAUAGAAUCUUCUCCUUGGGAAAUCUUGAAGGAAUCACUGGCUUUUUGGUUUGAGAAGUUGAUGGCAGAACAACAAGGGGGAAAUAAACAUGGCUAUGAUACAGCAAUUCAAAUUGGGAAUAAAGAAGGAUUCAACUAG
Puccinia graminis f. sp. tritici CRL 75-36-700-3 is the source of this 1113-nucleotide messenger RNA. RefSeq lists its product as uncharacterized. The transcript is spliced from 6 exons. Lineage: Eukaryota; Fungi; Basidiomycota; Pucciniomycetes; Pucciniales; Pucciniaceae. The record is from RefSeq and is a predicted model, not a curated record. The coding region runs from base 1 to 1113 and encodes 370 amino acids.